Molecule: messenger RNA, 933 nt
Organism: Mus musculus (house mouse)
Lineage: Eukaryota; Metazoa; Chordata; Mammalia; Rodentia; Muridae
Gene: Vmn1r50
Product: vomeronasal 1 receptor 50
Exons: 1
Coding region: 1-933 (310 amino acids)
Biological process (GO): sensory perception of chemical stimulus; G protein-coupled receptor signaling pathway
Cellular component (GO): plasma membrane; membrane
Molecular function (GO): pheromone receptor activity
Source: RefSeq, marked provisional
AUGAGUAAAGCAAACUUACUCCACACUGACAAUAACAUGAAAAUCACCUUAUUCUCUGAAGUGAGUGUUGGGAUCUCAGCUAACAGCAUCCUUUUUGUUGUCCACCUCUGCAAGCUCCUUCAUGAGAACAAGCCCAAACCCAUUGAUCUCUACAUUGCUUUCUUUUCCAUAACCCAACUAAUGCUGCUUAUAACUAUGGGACUCAUAGCUGUGGACAUGUUUAUGCCUUGGGGGAGAUGGGAUUCUACCACAUGCCAAUCCCUUAUCUAUUUGCACAGGCUUCUGAGGGGACUCACCUUUUGUGCAACCUGUCUGCUGAAUGUCCUUUGGACCAUCACUCUUAGUCCUAGAAGCUCAUGUUUAACAAAGUUUAAACAUAAAUCUCCCCAUCACAUCUCAGGUGCCUUUCUUUUCUUCUGUGUUCUCUAUAUGUCUUUUAGCAGUCACCUAUUAGUAUCAAUUAUUGCUACCUUCAAUUCAACCUCAGAUAAUUUUCUGUAUGUUACUCAGUCCUGUUCAAUUCUACCUGUGAGUUACUCUAGAACAAGCAUACUUUCCACAAUGAUGACCAUGAGGGAAGCCUUUCUCAUCGGACUCAUGGCCCUGUCCAGUGGGUACGUGGUAGUUCUCCUAUGGAGGCACAAGAAGCAGGCCCGUCAUCUUCACAGCACCAGCCUUUCUUCAAAAGCAUCCCCAGAGCAAAGGGCCACCAGUACCAUCAUGCUACUCAUGGGCUUCUUUGUGGUUCUCUACAUUUUGGACACAGUUAUUUUCCAAGCAAGGCUGAAGUUCAAGGAUGUCUCAACAUUCUUCUGUGUCAAAAUUAUUAUUUCCCAUAGCUAUGCCACAUUCAGCCCUUUUGUGUUUAUUUGCAAUGACAAGUAUAUGAUUAAGUUUGUCACAUCAAUGUGUGGCAGAAUAGUAAAUGUUUGA